Messenger RNA from Microthlaspi erraticum, 594 nucleotides. The record is from the annotation of a GenBank genome assembly. Lineage: Eukaryota; Viridiplantae; Streptophyta; Magnoliopsida; Brassicales; Brassicaceae.
AUGUCGACCUACAAGCUCAAUUACACUGUACUUCAAUCCCUCCUUCUUCGUUUCACUCUGAUUUCUUCUGCUUUCCUUGAAUCCAUUGGAAAUGGAGAUGCGAACAGUACAUGCUCAAACCCAGUAAAUGGUUUCAGCGAGCUGUCUUCACUUGCUCAAUCAGAGAAGGCUGUUCAGGAGCUUCUUAUUCAGCAGACUCCUAUGCAGGCAACAGAUGACCAUUUGAUUGAGUUUUCAGAGGCUUUGAGAACUGUUGCAAAGGCUCUAAGGGGAUCUGCGGAAGGAAAGGCAUUGGCCCAAGCUGAGGCUGCUGAAUGGAAGCGAAGAUAUGAGCUGGAGAGGUCCAAGAACCUAGUCUUGCUCCAUAAAGAGCCGUCGAAUGGAGUGUGUGCUGAUGAAUUCAACAGCCAAGGGAUGGAUCACUCAGCCAAGUCUCCGCGGCUACAUGUUCAGGAGAAUGGGAAAUCGGGAAGGUAUUCCAUGGAGCGUAUCUGCGCUCAUGAAGUGCUCCAAGAUGGUGAAUCUAACAGUCCUAACAACAAAUUGAAGAGAAAGGUAAAUCUACACUUCAUUGUUGCUAGAUAUUUCAUCUAA